Molecule: messenger RNA, 1297 nt
Organism: Temnothorax curvispinosus
Lineage: Eukaryota; Metazoa; Arthropoda; Insecta; Hymenoptera; Formicidae
Gene: wupA
Product: troponin I
Exons: 10
Coding region: 106-780 (224 amino acids)
Biological process (GO): muscle contraction
Cellular component (GO): troponin complex
Source: RefSeq, a predicted model, not a curated record
CUAGGUAUCCACGAUGGCACAGUCAGCUGCCUAAGGUCCAGUUGGCCAGUCGCAGCCAGCGAGCUUUCUCCACAAGGUAGACGCGCGUAACAACAAGACACCACCAUGGCGGACGACGAGAGAAAGCGCAUCGAGGAUGAAAAGAAGAGGAAACAGGCGGAGACCGAGAGGAAGAGGGCGGAGGUCCGCGCCCGCCUCGAAGAGGCUUCCAAAGCCAAGAAGGCGAAGAAGGGUUUCAUGACCCCCGACAGGAAGAAGAAGCUUAGGUUGCUGUUGCGUAAGAAAGCCGCCGAGGAAUUGAAGAAGGAGCAGGAAAGAAAAGCGGCCGAAAGGAGGCGCAUAAUCGAGGAGCGCUGCGGAAAGCCGAAGAUCGUCGACGAAGCCAACGAAGCUAGCGUGAAGUCCACUCUGACCCAGUAUCAUAAGAGGAUCAACGUUCUCGAGGGGGAGAAGUACGACCUUGAGUACGAAGUCGCCAAGAAGGAUAUGGAGAUCGCGGACUUGAACAGCCAGGUCAACGAUCUCCGAGGUAAAUUCAUGAAACCAACCCUAAAGAAGGUGUCCAAAUACGAGAACAAGUUCGCCAAGCUCCAAAAGAAAGCCGCCGAGUUUAAUUUCCGUAAUCAGCUGAAACAAGUGAAGAAGAAGGAAUUCACCUUGGAGGAAGAGGACAAGGAGAGUGCGUCAAAAGAUAAGAAGAAACCCGACUGGUCGAAGAAGGGCGACGAAAAGAAGGUAAAGGAAGAAGACGCGGCGCCACCGACACCGGUGGAGGCAUGAGAGAAUUGAAAAUCUUAUUCUCGUCGUUCCCGAGAGAAACGCAGGAUCGUCUGUCCGUCUCACCGUCAAUAACCGCUCGAUGCAGGAACUCCAAAGAACCUCCUCUAUAUUUUUUAACGAUCGAUUCAUUAAUUAAUUUAAUGUGUCCCGUUGUCGUGAGUUGCACGCAAAAAUUUUGCCCGUUCGUCUGUCCGUUAUGAUUGCUCGUACGUCCCAGAUUAUAUCAAAAACAAUUUUUUUUUAUAUCCAAUAUCCAAUCCGUAGCUCUACAUUCUACACUCCACUGUGUCUGUCCUAUCUUUUUUAUGGACGUAACGUAUUUUUUUAAUGGACCUUGUAAAUCACUGUAGAGCACUAGAGUUGCGUGCAGGAUUCAUAAAAAAAAGUAAUAAAAUAAAAUUUGUCUCUUUCUGCAAAUCAAAUGCGAGGGGAGAGAUAUUAUUGUAGAGAGAAUAACGGGGGGAAACUGUUACUUAAGGUUUAUUGUAAAGCAAAAUAUUUAACAGUACUCAAAAUC